Molecule: messenger RNA, 2387 nt
Organism: Dermacentor silvarum
Lineage: Eukaryota; Metazoa; Arthropoda; Arachnida; Ixodida; Ixodidae
Exons: 3
Coding region: 744-2387 (547 amino acids)
Source: RefSeq, a predicted model, not a curated record
UGCUUGGUAGCUAAAACCAACGUUUAUAGAUGCUAGCUUCCAUGAACGUUGGCUAUAGAACAGCAUCGGCAGCAUCGGGCUGCUGUAUGUGCUGGCAGACCAAUCAAGGUACACGAUCGAACACUUCUUUAGAAUCGGCCCGAAACGAGUCCAGACAGGGACCUCCAGCGCGUAGUACGCAGCAUGAGAGGCAUUCGUUGAAAUGAACUGUCACUUCAACUGUAAUUUCAUAAGUUCAUUUGUGCGCUUGCAGCGAGAAUGCGCGCUGUCUACGUCAUCUUUCAACUUCGUGCUUAGGCAGCAAGUAAAUUCAGCUGCUUUGUCGUAUUCACAUGUUUAAAAUUUAUGUGUGCAAGGUUACUUGGACAUUGUCGUCACUCUUCUGCAUUCGAUAUACGAACACCGGGCCUUACCUAGCAGACGACACGGAACUUGCAAUUGCAGUCCUAAACUUGAUUAAAAUUUUAUUUGUGAAUAAUGUGUGUGUACGUUUAUACAGACUGAUACAUAUUUUAAAGUAAGAUAACUAGCUUUGCCAUAAAUUACAUGCAUGCACUAAAAAUAAACACUUGCUAGCGCCACUGUUGCUUUCUUACAUAAUCAAGUAGUCGCAGCAGUUCUGCAGGAACACUUUUGUUCUUGAGCUGUCGGUUUGCGUGCCUCAUUUGUUGGUGUGAUUGUGGUACCUGCAUGGCAAGCUGAUUUCGGCGACGCGCGGAAAUCAGUGUAGCAAGCGUUGCACGAUGAGCCAGGAGAAAGAGCGGAAGCGCCGUAAACUCUAUUUAGUCGAUGCGGACGCGCCCUUUGUUGUUCCACGCUCCACGCUAUGGUACAACAAGCAGCGGCCCAUCACGCCGAGCGCCUCGGCGGCACAGCCUUUGACUGACGCCCUACCCGACGACGCUGCAGACACCGCAGAUACUGCCAACUGCGAUGAAAAUCGCCAGCGAGGAAUCGGCGUAGCUGCUUCCAGCGCUGAUACUGACGACAGUGCCCUGGCAUACUUAAGCGACGCACAGCCGCCAAGAACCACAAGUGAAGCUGGCAUCACCAGUGACGACUUAUUCGACGAUGAGCAGACGGAAUUUGUGGAUGCCGUGAGCGAGAGUGGCUGCAGCGGUGAAGACAGUGACCAUACCGACGAAGAACGAAGUGACCCCGCCAAUGGGCCUGUGCCACAGUUCCAUGACACCGAGCUGCUAGCUCAAUGUGUCCGCCACUUCGGAAACAAAACACUGCCUUCUUCAUCAACAACACUGGCUGAGGCUGUUGUGUUGAUUAUGGCGUUUGUUGUGGCGCAUGGGCUCACUUGGUCGGCGGUUGAUGAUUUGUUAAAGUUGGUUGACGCUUUGUUUGGGCAUCGGCCAUCUGGUCUCCCACGCUCAAAAUACCUGUUUCGAAAGCUUUGGGCUCCCAAAUGUGAACAGAUAGCCCAGAGACAUUACUAUUGCGAACUGUGUAUGUCGCUUCUUGAGAUGAGUGAGAACAAGAGGAGUCUCCACUGCACUAUAUGCCAGCUAUCAUACGAUGUGAGUGAGGUGAAGAAGAAAGGGUGCUUCUUUGCUAUUAUGGACAUAAAAGAACAGCUUCAACACAUAAUAGCAAGAGUCAAGGAGCUCCUUUUCAGCAGUCUAUCAAUGCUACGAGACGAACAAAGUUCAGGAAAUGUAGUGACGACAGACAUUGCAAAUGGGGCAAUUUGUAAAGGACUCCGCCAAAUGGGUCUUAUGAAAUGGAGUGACUUAACAUUAACUGUGAAUACAGAUGGGAGCCCAUUGUACAAGUCCUCCAAUGCCUCCAUUUGGCCCAUUCAAUUGUCGAUCAACGAGCUUCCGCAGCCCCAUCGAAAUGCAAAUACCUUCCUCGCCGGCUUGUGGUUUGGGCGGAAACACCCUGAUAUGGCUCUUUUUAUUGGGAAGUUUGUGAAAGCCUUACAGAUGGUUGGGGAGAUUGUGUGGCAGCAUGGUGCUGUGGACCUGAUCUCCAGAGUAUACCUAGCUUGUGUCUGCGUUGAUGCCCCUGCCAGAGCAGCUGUUGGAAACCAGACACAGUUCAAUGGCUGCUUUGGUUGCCCAUGGUGCCUAGCAUGUGGAACACUGCAAGAAGGACGUCGUCUCUACAUCAACUCGGAGCCGCCUGCACCAGAGAGGACAGCAGCAGGCAUACGCAGGGACAUGAAACUUGCCAUGGAGCUGCAGACUCCAGUCAAUGGACUGAAAGGGCCAUCAGCUUUCUGGCCUUUGCAGUACCUGGAUCUUGUCGAGUGCUACACUGUGGAGUACAUGCAUUGUGUGUUACUUGGGGUGACCAGGCAGUUCACGGAGUAUUGGUUCGAUUCCUCUCACUGCCACGAAAAGUUCUACAUAGACUGCCAGAGCAUCAACUAG